Molecule: messenger RNA, 2184 nt
Organism: Pygoscelis adeliae (Adelie penguin)
Lineage: Eukaryota; Metazoa; Chordata; Aves; Sphenisciformes; Spheniscidae
Gene: SLC9A4
Product: solute carrier family 9, subfamily A (NHE4, cation proton antiporter 4), member 4
Exons: 11
Coding region: 1-2184 (727 amino acids)
Biological process (GO): proton transmembrane transport; regulation of pH; sodium ion transport
Cellular component (GO): membrane
Molecular function (GO): sodium:proton antiporter activity
Source: RefSeq, a predicted model, not a curated record
AUGGGCUCUGCCGCGCUUGCACAUGCAACGCUUUUGAACUGGUUGCUGUCGCUGUCGAGCCUGGUAUGCUGUUCUGCUGCUGCUUAUGUGGACGAGCCCAACCUGAGCAAGAGUUUCUUGCCUCACUAUGAACCUGAUCGCGGGGGUGCUGUUGGCUCUUCACAAGAUACAAGGCUACAUGUUUUCACAGUGGACUAUGACUAUGUGCAAAUUCCCUAUGAAGUUACUCUUUGGAUCCUCCUUGCCUCUCUUGCAAAAAUAGGUUUCCAUAUCUAUCACCGAUUACCAAGACUCAUGCCCGAAAGCUGCAUCCUGAUUGCCAUUGGAGCACUAGUAGGAGCGAUCAUCUUUGCUUCUGAUCACAAAUCUCCACCAGUGAUGAACACAAGUAUUUACUUCUUGUAUCUCCUUCCGCCCAUUGUCCUGGAGGAGGGUUAUUUCAUGCCAACUCGCCCAUUUUUUGAAAACUUUGGGUCCAUCCUGUGGUGGUCUGUGUUGGGAUCUCUGCUAAACUCGUUUGGGAUUGGCCUCUCCCUCUAUGGGGUCUGCCAGAUUGAAGCCUUCAGCCUGACCGACCUGAACCUGCUGCAGAACCUGCUCUUUGGCAGCAUGAUUUCAGCUGUGGAUCCUGUGGCAGCUCUGGUAGUUUUUGAAGAAGCCUCUGUUAAUGAGCAGCUUUACAUGAUGAUCUUCGGAGAGUCAUUGCUAAAUGAUGGCAUAACUGUGGUUUUAUAUAACAUCCUCAUCGCCUUCACCCAGAUGCACAGGUACGAAGAAAUCGAAUCCAUCGAUGUCUUUGCUGGCUUCGCUCGCUUCUUCGUGGUGGGGCUGGGUGGCGUGUUGUUUGGCAUCGUCUUUGGAUUCGUUUCGGCACUCAUGACUCGAUUCACCCACAACGUUUCUGCUAUCGAACCACUGCUGGUCUUCAUGUUCAGCUACCUGUCAUACCUGUCCGCUGAAACCCUUUACAUCUCGGGCAUUUUGGCGAUGACAGCAUGUGCAGUGACAAUGAAAAAAUAUGUGGAGGAGAAUGUUUCCCAGAAUUCCUAUACCACAAUAAAAUAUUUCAUGAAGAUGCUGAGCAGCGUCAGCGAGACCCUAAUUUUCGUGUUCAUGGGAGUGUCUACAGUGGGGAAAAACCACGAGUGGAACUGGGCCUUCAUUUGCUUCACUCUGUUCUUCUGCCUCGUUUGGCGGACACUGAGUGUAUUUGCUCUCUUCUACAUCAGUAACAAGUUCCGAACAUAUCCCUUCACCUUCAAAGACCAACUCAUUAUUUCCUACAGUGGCCUUCGAGGAGCCAGCAGCUUCUCUCUUGCAUUCUUGCUUCCAGUGAAUCUCUUCCCAAGAAAAAAAUUGUUCAUUACUGCUACUCUUGUAGUUAUAUAUUUCACUGUGUUCAUCCAAGGAAUCACAAUUGGACCAUUGGUCAGGUAUCUAGAUGUUAAAAAGACCAACAAAAAGGAGUCUAUCAGUGAAGAAAUUCAUGUGCGAUUGAUGGAUCACUUGAAGGCUGGUAUUGAAGACAUAUGUGGACAUUGGAGUCAUUAUCAGCUGAGAGAUAAGAGUGGUGGAAAUCGGCGUGUGCACAGGCUCUCCGCCGCAGAGGUGGAGUCCAUGAGAGAUGUCCUGGCACACAAUCUAUACCAAGUGCGACAAAGGGCACCGACCUACAGCCGACACAACUUGCCUACCAACACAAACGAGAAACAAGCCCAAGAAAUCCUCAUCCGUCGGCAGCACAGCCUGAGGCAGAGUUGCAGGAAGGGAAACAGCUUACCUUCGGGUAGACCGGCUAGCACCAUGGGCGUACGCUACCUCUCUUUGCCUCAGGGCCCCAGCCAGCCCACUAGACGAAAAGCCGGGCAUGUUACUUUUACAGAUCACCACAGAAGUGUCUCUAAUGCUGCCUUCCCAGUAAUGUUCAGACCCCAGCCCCGACUACGUCCACUCGAAGCAAAGCACCGCCAGGAAGAGCUGAUUCCAAUGGCACGCUUGUGUAGACGAGAGGGCCCAUCCAAUCUGUCAGGUCGAAGAGGAAAUGCAAUCAGCCAGCGUCGUUUCACCAGAGCAGACAAUCUAGCUCUAAGGCCAAAGUCUCGACUCACUGUGGGAGAAGUAGAGGGGUAUGAGUCAGAAGAAGAGACAGAAACGAUGGCACCAGCCAGGCCAUUAGCCAUAUGA